Perkinsus marinus ATCC 50983 is the source of this 372-nucleotide messenger RNA. RefSeq lists its product as hypothetical. The coding region runs from base 1 to 372 and encodes 123 amino acids. The record is from RefSeq and is a predicted model, not a curated record. Lineage: Eukaryota; Perkinsozoa; Perkinsida; Perkinsidae. The transcript has a single exon.
AUGAAGAGAGUCGGAGACAUGAGAGGAGUAGGAGUAGGAGAAGACCAUCAUCAUCGUCAUCAUCAUCAUCAACAUCCUCCCCUCCGUCAUCACGACCUCGAGACAAUCACAACAGAACAUCUAGUCGUCGUAAAGAUCGUAGUAGAAGUAGAUCUGCUGCUGCUCCUGCUGCUGCUGCUAGCGGCGGCGGCGAAUAUAAUGAUGAUGAGAAUAGAGGCAGUAGUAGUAGUAGGAGGAGGAGAGGGUCGAGUCUUGAGAGGAGACGUGACAGGAGGUCAUCAUCAUCAUCAGGGGAAGAGCGUCAUCAUCAUUAUCAUCAUUCUAGUCGAGAGCUUCAGAAAGAUUCAAGAGAUCAAAGAGAUGAGGAUCUAA